CGCAAGGCUGUGGUGGUGACAUGUGGCCCUGUCACCCCUAUAAGGGGGACAAUGAGCAGAGCUCCCCAGAGCCUCCAGUGUCCCACUGCCAUGUGGCCCUGCCUGCUGCUCGCUCUGGCCCUCCUGGGCACUGUCCCUGCCAGCCACCCUGGUGAGUGUCCCCCUGCCCCAGUGAGUGUCCCCCACAGCCCUGCCCGCCCCCAGGAACACCCUGGGAUGUCCCUGCCACCCCGGCGCCGUGCCCACCCCGCUGACACCACAUGCCUGGGGCUGGGGCUGGCAGAGGGACCCCAGGUACCUGUCCUCUGCCCUGCAGCCCCUCGCCAGCUGCAGGGGCUCCCUGCUGGUGAGACCCCCCCGCUGUACUACACCGUGGUGAAGAAGCUGCGCACCUAUGCCAAAGCCCAGCGCUACUGCCAGGACGUGUACCGGGGUCAGCUGGCCUCGGUGCACAGCGCUUCCCGCAACCAGGAACUGCACAAACUGGCACGAACCUACAAAAUUAUCAUCUCACCCUGGAUCGGAGCCGUCACCAGCAAAAGGCAGGCAGGGAACUGGGAGUCCUACUGGGAGGACUCCAGCCCCUGGAACUACGCGAACUGGGCGCCCACCCAACCCUUGCACAUUGUCACCACCUGCACCACCCUCAGCGUCCGAGAUGGGCUCUGGAGAAGCCGCUUCUGCCUCCAGCUGCGCCCCUUCAUCUGCCAGUACUGAGCCCCCAGUGCUGCCAUGGCAUCACAGCUCCUUUCCCAAUAAAGCAGAGGUGCCCUGA
Messenger RNA from Pseudopodoces humilis (Tibetan ground-tit), 775 nucleotides. Its product is annotated as proteoglycan 3-like. The record is from RefSeq and is a predicted model, not a curated record. NCBI's taxonomy places the organism in Eukaryota, Metazoa, Chordata, Aves, Passeriformes, Paridae.